CGUUGUUAGCUCUGAUACUAUGUUGAUGAUUUAGAGACUUGGCUGAUGCAUUACUAUUGGAGCUCAACAUGUCUUUGUAAAGGGUACAUGCUACACAUUAGAAACUAAAGAAAGCCAACAAUGUUUCAGUGUCACUAAUCAUAAUUUACCUUCUAUUACAUGCCUGUUUCACCUACAAGUAUGUGUUUCAGUUCUAGGUAGAGCAAUUUGUUGGGGCUGAACCAAGCACGACCAUAUGCAAGUGAAAACUUACUUAUCAGCAAAUACAUUUCAUACAAUCAACCCCUCAGCUUGCCAUGAAUUUUGAGGAUAAUUUCAACUAGCAAAUCUUGCAACGAAAUAACAAAAUCACAUGCACAUAAGACACAAGGAUUUAACAUGGAAAAACCCUACUCGGUGUGCAGAGUAAAAAAUUACGGGACCAUCCAGUCCACUCCAAACUUUCACUACAAUCAACAAUUGGUACAAAUGGAGUCUUCUCUAGAACAUCUAGAGGUACAUCACAAAGCAUAUUGAUGUGCAUUACCAUUUGAUUCGUGAUGUGUUGAGUUCUAAACAAAUGUAGCUUGAGAAGGUGCACACAGAUGACAAUCUGGCUGAUAUGUUAACCAAGGUGAUGGCAAAGGAGAAGCUCAAGGCUACCAGCUCGUUGGCAUGACUGCUGGAAAGCAAUGGGAUCUUCCAUGAUGUCGGGAGGGGGAGUUUGUUGGCCAAAUUCCCUCCACAUGGAGACUUUGCUCUUAACCCAUGUGCAGCUUAAAAGUCCAACAAAUGUGAGUCAUUGAUUCAUCUCUUGAUGGAUGGUGGAGAUUGCCUCAUCACAACGACCACAAUAUAAUCAAGACAUAGUUUUGGCAUCCACAACAUCAACCAUAGCAACUAACAAGAGGUAUAAGUAAGUAAACAGAUAAAUAACAGAUUCUGUCCUCUUCGGUUCUCAGCUGAUAUAUCCCAAACCACAUAAGCAAAAUGCACGAAACUUGGAAGAACCGAUGUUCUAUGAUUCUCAUCCAAGCUGACCAAAAACCAGCCCAAUUGGCAAUUUCCACCAUCCAUCAAGAGAUGAAUCAAUGGCUUUCAUUUGUUGGACUUUUGGGCUGCACAUGGGCUGGAGAGCAAAGUCUCCAUGUGGAGGGAAUUUGGCCCAACACAAUUUACAAAACAACAUAUGUCAGAAUUGCCUAUAGGCUGUUUAUCAGAGGAGGCAUUUCAUAAAUUCAUUGGUCAGCCAGUCUCAAUCUUCUGUUCUAGUCGAACGGACGCAGGUGUUCAUGCUUUAUCUAAUGUUUGUCAUGUUGAUGUGGAGCGGAUAAGUAAAAGAAAGCCUGGUGAAGUGUUGCCUCCUCAUGAACCUGGAGUUGUGAAACGUGCAGUGAACCAUUUUCUACAGAAGAAUGAAGGUGACAUAAUGGUUACUGAUGUCUGUUGUGUUGCACCAGACUUCCAUGCUAGAUACAAAGCCCUAGAGCGCACGUAUCACUAUCGUUUGCUUUCUGGAUCUGAGCCACUAUCAGUUUUUGAGAAAUCCUCUGCUUGGCACAUAGCCGAGGAUUUGAAUGUACAGGCAAUGAAGAAAGCAUGCAGCAUACUUGUUGGGCAUCAUGAUUUCAGUUCAUUUCGAGCAGCUGGAUGUCAGGCGAAUUCUCCCAUGAGAACAUUGGAUGAGCUUACUGUUACAGAAGUAUUUCCUUCCAUGUUUUUUCCUUCAAGCUUGGAACGAUCAGAUAUGGAGCCAUUAGAUGGGCCUCUUAUUUAUUCAAGGACAUCAGUUGUGGAAUCUUCUGGUAAAGGAUCUGAUGCUUCUAAUACUACAAGUGAAUCAAGAUGUGAGAGUGGAGGGGAAUUUGGAAAGAGGCUAAGGCAUCGAUGCUUUGUUGUUACUGCAAGGGCACGUUCAUUUCUUUACCACCAGGUAAGGUUAAUGGUUGGUCUUCUAAAAUCUGUUGGUACUGGAGAUCUAACAACUGCAGAUGUUGAGAGAAUUCUGAAUUCAAAGACAGUGACUGCGGCACCUCCUAUGGCACCUGCUUGUGGUCUCUACCUUGCCAACGUGAAAUAUGACCUGAGCAUUUGAAUACAGAUUUCUGAAAUGACCUGCAUCAUUUCAACUUCAAGUUGUCAUAUGUUUUCUUUGGGAGGCCGGUGUUUUUGAAUUAUUGAAACUUAGAUGAGAGGUCCAGACGCACCUUCGAAAGCAAAAUGCUUUCUCACCAUUAGCCGGAAUUUUGUGCAAAUCUGGAAUUUUUUCCACCAUGUGUUAAGAUACUUGUGCGACCAUGAUGGAAGAAUAUGUAUUUCUUGUUCUCAUUAGCUUCUACUCUGUAUUGAGAUUAACGGGGUUCAAUAUUGCAUCUAUCCAGGAAUUUCUAGAUCUUAGCACAAAUUAAACUGUAUGUGUAAACUAGAUAGCAGAAGAGUGGCAGUUUUGAGUUUACCCUUUCUUUGGGUUAUGCCUUAUUUUGUUUCAUCUUCAUUAUAUAUACACCAUACAGACAGCAUUGCAGGGAAUAUAUUUCCUCGUCAGUUCAUCAUUUGAUCUGAAUGGCUUUAGUACA
Oryza brachyantha (malo sina) is the source of this 2555-nucleotide messenger RNA. RefSeq names its product tRNA pseudouridine synthase A. Gene Ontology annotation, molecular function: pseudouridine synthase activity; RNA binding. The transcript is spliced from 11 exons. Bases 1127 to 2074 code for a protein of 315 amino acids. The record is from RefSeq and is a predicted model, not a curated record. NCBI's taxonomy places the organism in Eukaryota, Viridiplantae, Streptophyta, Magnoliopsida, Poales, Poaceae. Gene Ontology annotation, biological process: tRNA pseudouridine synthesis.